AUGUACACCACCAGUAAUGCAAGAGUGUUCUUAUUCCUUCUUUCAUGUUUUAUAAGCAUGAGAGUAGCUCCAAUUCUUGCUGAAAUCCAAGACUCUACCAAAAUGUGUUGUUCGGCAACUACGACUACUGUUCAACCGUUCGAUACUUCCAAUACAAACUCAUCUCUCCUCUUUGGAAAUAUGAGCAUAAUGGUCCUUGUGGUUGGAGCUCUUGGCUCAUUCGUUCUCUAUUACUUGAAAUUAAGCUUGGAAACGGUAUUGACAAGAAUUCUUUUUUUUCAACUCUCCUUGUCAGAUAAGGAUGAAGAAUUUAUGUGGUUUAAUUCUUGGUUUUCGUUUCACCCUUAUACACUGAGUGGUAGCUCUCAAAUCAAACCUUACAAGCAAUCAUUGAAAAUUAGUGGAAUUGUCUCUUUUGGAAAUCGUUCGACCAAUGAUCGCAAUGAUGACUCCAAUUCAUUACAAAAUUUGAAUGAAACUUUACAGAAUUUUGAAAAGAAGGUGAAUUUUGUUCCAGCGUAUGGCUUUCAUGUGAUCUAUGUCAAUUCACAACCUUAUAUUAUUCAUUUACAAAUGACUGUGCAAAAUACAGUGAAUGAAAUUAGAGAAAAGGAGUUUAUUACUAUUUGGAAACCAAGAUAUUCAUGGAUGAAUGUGUUUAUUAGAUUCUUGUAUCCAUGUGUUGAGAAUGUCACUAAUUCACAUCAUGUCAAUGACAUGUUAGAAAGAGCUGGGUUUAAAAAGGAGUUUUUAACAUGGAAUAAUUUGGCGUCGAGUUCUCAAAAGGAAGUUCCUGUUGAAACCAAAGCUUUGAAUAAUGACAACUCCAAUGAUCAUUCCAAUACUUUCCAUACCUCCACUGAACAAAAGAAGAUCAGUGUGAAAACUCCAAACUCGAACACCACUGCAUUCUCCAUGUUCACAGAGUUACUUCGAGAUUGUUUCUAUGUGCAUACCUUAUUGACUCGUGAAAAGACAAAACUUUUCACACCCUUCUAUCAAUCAUGGGCACUUGCUUCCGUUAAGGAGAAACGUGAAGUGAACACAGUGAUUUUGGAUGAAGGUGUUUUCGAAGAUUUACAUUCAGAUAUUUGUGAAUUUUUAAAUGGAAGACAAUGGUAUAAGGAAAGAGGAAUUCCCUAUCGAAGAGGUUACUUGUUAUAUGGUGAGCCAGGAAGUGGCAAAACGAGCACCAUUAUGGCGAUUGCUGCUUGUUUGAAUUUGGAUAUUUGUGUGUUAAAUUUGGGAGCGAAAAAUUUAACUGAUGAUUAUUUAGUUUCGUUAUUUACCAAUGCUCCUGCAAACUCCAUGAUUGUGUUGGAAGAUAUUGACUCUGCAUUUCCUAAAGUGGAAAAGAAGGCCAAAGGUGAAAAUAGUGAUUUUUCUGAAUCAUCAAAAAUUACCUUCUCUUGUUUGUUGAAUUGUUUAGAUGGAAUUACGAGUCAAGAGUCGAGAAUUGUCUUCAUGACCACCAAUUACAAAGAAAAAUUGCCUCCAUCCUUAAUCAGAAAUGGACGAGUGGAUCGAAGAAUCUAUUUCGGACAUGCCACUUGUUAUCAAUGCAAGAAACUGGCUCGAAAUUUCUUUCCUAAUGAAUACACAGAAGAGAAGGGAGAAUUAUUGUGGACACAAUUGAAAGAUCACACCUUCUGCAUGUCACAACUCCAAGCUUUCUUUUUAAGAUGUAGAAAAAGUUUUUCUCAAGUCUUGGAAGCAAGUAAGGAGUUUGAGAGUUUUUUGGAAAAUGCUCCAAAACCUUCAGCUGCAAAUUCCAAUAACGAUUCCACUUCAUCGACUAUUUCUUCACCAAGAACAGAGAAUGAUGACGAUGAAAAAGAUGAUGGCGAAAGAGAGGAAUAG
This is a messenger RNA of Naegleria lovaniensis, 1860 nucleotides long. RefSeq lists its product as uncharacterized. Gene Ontology annotation, molecular function: ATP hydrolysis activity; ATP binding. The transcript has a single exon. The coding region runs from base 1 to 1860 and encodes 619 amino acids. The record is from RefSeq and is a predicted model, not a curated record. NCBI's taxonomy places the organism in Eukaryota, Heterolobosea, Eutetramitea, Acrasida, Naegleriidae. Gene Ontology annotation, biological process: protein insertion into mitochondrial inner membrane from matrix; mitochondrial respiratory chain complex III assembly. Gene Ontology annotation, cellular component: mitochondrial inner membrane.